AAUCCAAUCCAGCAGCAUGGAGAAGACAAGCAUCCUAAUCGUUGCCCUAGUGGCCCUUUCCGCCAUCGCAGAGGCACUUCCUUGGGGAGAACAGGGGAAUCGUCCUUUCCCCAGGCCCAAGCCCAUCCGUUUCCGCCGCCAAGUGCUCGGUGGCUCCUUGACCUCCAAUCCCGCAGGAGGUGCUGAUGCUCGUCUGGAUCUUACCAAGGGCAUUGGAAAUCCCAACCACAAUGUGGUUGGUCAGGUUUUUGCUGCUGGAAACACGCAAAGUGGACCAGUCACCACAGGAGGAACUUUGGCCUACAAUAACGCUGGGCAUGGUGCCUCUUUGACCCGAACCCACACUCCCGGAGUGAAAGACGUUUUCCAGCAGGAGGCCCAUGCCAAUCUGUUCAACAACGGCAGGCAUAAUCUCGAUGCCAAGGUGUUCGCCUCCCAGAACAAACUGGCCAAUGGCUUCGAGUUCCAGCGCAAUGGAGCCGGUCUGGAUUAUUCGCACAUCAAUGGACAUGGUGCCUCCUUGACCCACAGCAACUUCCCAGGAAUCGGCCAGCAACUUGGUCUGGAGGGACGUGGCAAUCUCUUGUCGUCGGCUGAUCGGGCCACCCGCUUGGAUCUGACGGGAUCGGCCAGCAAGUGGACCAGUGGACCUUUUGCCAACCAGAAGACCGACUUUGGCGCUGGCUUGGGUCUCUCCCACCAUUUUGGUUAAACUA
This is a messenger RNA of Drosophila takahashii, 716 nucleotides long. Its product is annotated as attacin-A-like. Gene Ontology annotation, biological process: defense response to bacterium. The record is from RefSeq and is a predicted model, not a curated record. NCBI's taxonomy places the organism in Eukaryota, Metazoa, Arthropoda, Insecta, Diptera, Drosophilidae. Gene Ontology annotation, cellular component: extracellular region.